CUACACAAAACAAACCACAUGUUACUCUAUUUUUUCUUCAUGUAGUAUUUGUUAUAGUAUCAACUCAAAACACAAUAAUUAAGCCAGAUUAUCUAUAAUAUAAAAUGGUUAUGAAAAAAGAAUGUGUGAAACCCUCGGUAGCGGAAGUCCAUUACCGGGGAGUGCGAAAGCGGCCGUGGGGACGUUACGCGGCCGAGAUUCGCGACCCCGGUACUAAAACACGUGUUUGGUUGGGUACUUUUGAUACCGCGGAAGCGGCAGCAAGAGCAUAUGACUCCGCCGCCAUUAACUUCCGAGGAUCAAAAGCCAAGAUCAACUUUCCACCGGCCCAAUGUAGCACUGUUGAGUCUUCUAGUCAGAAAAGUCAAAAUAACAAGUCAACGAUUGAACUACUUGAUCUCAAGGAGGGGAGUCAACAAAAUGUGGUAUUUGUAAAUCAAGUGCAUCACCCUGUAAUGAUAUUUGGAGUGCGACAUCAUGGGGUCUACCCAAACCAUUAUCAAAUAGAGUUAAACCUUGAUGGCAAUAAUGGCGGCGGCGGCGACGGUAGGGCGGAAAGUGAGUCGGGCUCGUCGUCUGUGGCUGAUGAUUCGCCAUGCGAUAGCAAAAGAGAGUUGCGGCUGCUUAACCUUGAUCUAAAUUUAGCUCCCCCAACGAUAGAAGUUUAAUUGAUAAGUUAAUCAAGUGUAUUUAUAAAAGUAGUAAUGAUAUUGAGAAACCAAGUUUAUUUAAUUUAAAAGUAAGGAAAUCCUAAUUUAUUUAUUAGGGUUUUGUUUAUUUAAAUUUUAAAAA
Erigeron canadensis is the source of this 792-nucleotide messenger RNA. Its product is annotated as ethylene-responsive transcription factor 4-like. Lineage: Eukaryota; Viridiplantae; Streptophyta; Magnoliopsida; Asterales; Asteraceae. The transcript has a single exon. The record is from RefSeq and is a predicted model, not a curated record. Gene Ontology annotation, biological process: regulation of DNA-templated transcription. The coding region runs from base 105 to 668 and encodes 187 amino acids. Gene Ontology annotation, molecular function: DNA-binding transcription factor activity; DNA binding.